GAGAAUUUCCCUUCGCACACGCGCAAGGAAACAGCUGCGGUGGCUGCUGCGAUCGGGGGCGGCUCAUCCCAGCGCAGUGGGACUCAGGCUCCUGCCGCCGCUUGUCUCUUCCUCUCAGUCCAAGAGAACAAACUGUAUUGGAGACCCCUGAAGCAAGAAGUUUAAGGCAUUGGUGACACGAUGCCUUCAGUUCCUCCAGAAGCAGAGAUGGACACCGGUUCCUGCCCUCACUUUUCUGCUAAAUGCAUGCUGAAUGGAGGGCUGGAGAAGGAGCCCUGUAACAUCAGUGAGGGGAGAAAGUGGAUCCGACCUGACACCCCUAGCAAAUGUACCUGGGAGCUUGGGAAACCCCCCUCUGAAUCCCCUCAUUAUCACCUCACUUUGUCAAAGUCUCCAAACAUCCUGCCAAACAUUCUGAAGAAAAUUGGUGAUACUCCUAUGGUACAAAUCAACAGGAUUGGAAAGUUCUUUGGACUCAAAUGUGAACUCUUGGCAAAGUGCGAGUACUUUAAUGCUGGGGGGAGCGUGAAGGAUCGAAUCAGCCUGAGGAUGGUGGAGGAUGCAGAAAGAGCUGGGAUUUUGCAACCUGGGGACACUAUCAUUGAGCCAACAUCAGGAAACACAGGAAUUGGGCUGGCCCUGGCUGCUGCAGUGAAAGGCUACCGUUGCAUCAUUGUGAUGCCAGAGAAAAUGAGCAUGGAGAAGGUGGAUGUUCUGAGAGCUCUCGGUGCUGAGAUUGUGAGGACACCAACCACUGCCAGAUUUGACUCGCCUGAAUCUCAUGUGGGAGUAGCAUGGCAACUGAAAAAUGAAAUACCCAAUUCCCAUAUCCUAGACCAGUACCGCAAUGCCAGUAACCCCUUGGCACACUAUGACACGACAGCAGAGGAGAUUCUGCAGCAGUGUGAAGGAAAAAUAGACAUGCUGGUGGCUGGAGCUGGUACAGGAGGCACCAUUACUGGCAUUGCAAGAAAGCUGAAAGAGAAAUGCCCAGAUUGCAAAAUUAUUGGUGUCGAUCCCCAGGGCUCCAUUCUUGCUGAACCUGAAGAACUGAAUAAGACUGACAAGACGACAUAUGAGGUGGAGGGGAUUGGAUAUGAUUUUGUCCCUACAGUGCUGGACAGAUCAGUGGUGGACAAGUGGUUCAAGAGCAAUGAUGAGGAGUCUUUUGCUUUGGCACGCAUGUUAAUCAGAGAGGAAGGAUUAUUGUGCGGUGGAAGCUCUGGCAGUGCAAUGUCCAUUGCUGUGAAGGCUGCCAAGGAUUUGACAGAAGGUCAGCGCUGUGUUGUCAUCUUGCCCGACUCUGUCAGGAACUACAUGUCGAAGUUUUUGAAUGACAAAUGGAUGACCCAGAAAGGGUUCAUGAAAGAAGAAGAUGACAUGAUUAACAAACCUUGGUGGUGGCACCUCAAAGUUCAGGAAUUAAGUCUCUCUGCUCCCCUGACAGUGCUUCCAGGUGUCACCUGUGAAAAGACCAUUGAAAUCCUCCGAGAGAAGGGAUUUGACCAGGCACCAGUGGUUGAUGAAUGUGGUGUGAUUCUGGGAAUGGUUACCCUUGGGAACAUGCUUUCAUCAUUACUUGCUGGGAAAGUUCAGCCAUCAGAUCAUGUCAGCAAAGUAAUCUACAAGCAAUUCAGACAGACGUCAAAUCAAGCAUCAGGUGAAACUCUGAUUCAUCUGAAAGACAGCUUGGGGAAACUUUCGCAUAUCCUGGAAAUAGACCACUUUGCUCUAGUUGUACAUGAACAGAUUCAGUAUCACAGUGACGGCUCCUCCAGUAAGAGACAGAUGGUGUUUGGCGUUGUUACAGCCAUUGACUUGCUUAACUUUGUGACUGCGCGGGAGCGGGAAAGAAGGGCCACUUAAGUUCAAGGAUCACUCUGUUUGCAACAUCUUCUGUGGCAUUUUGCAGUCUCUAGAAAGAAUCGGGUGUCUAUGUGUGUGUGUGUCUCUCUCUGUCUCUCUCUCUCUCCGUUAGAAUUUUCUAUCUCCUGUUUUUUGUUUUUAACAUUCUAAAAAUAAACACAGUGGGAUCAUCCUGACUGCUGUGAUGUAACAGCACAUCUAAACGUUGCAGAGCUUUUCGGGAUUGUUAGUUCUCAGCCUCCUGAAAUUGGUUGAUCUGCAUAGAAUUCAUAUAAAAAACAAAUGUUAGACCUUACUGAUUGUGCUUAAAGUCUAAAACACUGUUAACACGUAACUGAAGGUAAUAAACUGAACAGCCACAGCCAAGCCAUUGUGUUGGCAGCUGAGGCAAGAACAAUCUAGGAAGAUUGUCUGUGAGACUGAGUGUUGCUCAUUGACAUAGAAUGAGUCCAAGACACUGGAUUUGGUGACAAUAUGGGUAUGCCUUCCCUUGUAAAACAUUUGUGUAUCUUUUCACAAUGAGAUCGUUAACUUGAAACAGGGUUGAGGUAAAUGCUGGACUCCAGCUACAGGGGUUUACCUCCAGCAGUUGUUUUGAGUCAGAGUUAUCACUUGCCUUGUCUUAACUGAAGUAUUGCAGUAAGGUAGCUAACACAAGAGAGUCAUCUUACUGUAAAAGACACACCUUUUUAUUAGCGAAGAGACAGCUUAUAUCAUUUAUUUUUACCUGGAUGAAUAAGCACAGGCAUAAACAACAACAAAUCAAAAUCAGAUCAAGCUCUCUAAAGAGCGAAUUCUUUCUGGUUAUGGUGUGUUUCAUGCACAACAAGAAGGCAGCGCAUUUCCCUGAAAACUUUUAUCUAAGAUUGACCUUCUACCUCAAACUGAAGUUCUUUUGCCUACACGUAGGUCAUAUAAUGUAAUUCUCUCCAGUCAGGAGCAAGGGGAGGCCCUGUAAGAUCCUUUCAUUGCAGCCCCCUGGCUCCUCAAGUGCUUCUGAACUCUAGAUGUCACUGCAGGGAAGAAACACGAGCUUCUGUGAUGUAUAACAAAACAUAAACACAUAUAGGACAAAAUCCUGCCCUGCAUUAGAAAUAUAUAACUGGACUACAGGCAAUAGGGCUGCAUAGGUAUGAGAGGGCAGAAUUUGGCCCAUAAUUAACGAGUGUACUGAACACACUGUGACCAAACUUACCAGUGACCCACUGCAAUGGCAUUGGAUGAGCCAGUCAGAGGGGAUGCUGUGCAGUUAGCUACAUGUAACUCUGGAUUUCUUUUAGCUACAGAGGUUUCUGGAGUCUCAUUUGUGUCUGACUUGCAUUAGUUUAGUGUGGCCCUUUCUCAAACUGUUCAGUUCACCUAACCAUGUACACUGGCUAAUAGCAGCUCUCAGCCACUCUGCAGUGGUUUAUCUAAUAACUCUACAGUGAUGGGGGAUGGGGGGAAUCGAUUUCCUAUAUCUAUUAUGACUGCUGUGAUCCUCCUCUGAUAGGUUAUUUGCCACAAUAAAGCUCUCUGCCAGCACAGAGAGACUGUCUCGGCUUCUCACUCCCUUUAGCUGAAGCAGAAAAAUUCCAGUUUAACACAAAAAGCCAGACAAAAACUCCCAAAGAAUCUGCAGCUGUCAAUCAACUAAAAGAGGAUUUUUUCUCACACACACACACACCCACCCACCCACCCACCCAUCCCCAUCUUCAUUUUCAUUUUCAUUUCCCUCCUUCCUUCAAUCUCUGCAGGUGAGCGGGUCUCUUAGCCCCACAAAUGCUGUCACAUUUGCUUUACAGUUUGAAAAUCUGCAGCCCCUCCCUCCCAAUUCAGUUUUGAACACACUGUUUUCUGGGGACAGCAGCCUGGCUGGUGUGGAGAGGAGAGAAAUGAAUGUUGAUGGGAGGUGAGAGUUAAGGCUGGCUUUGGAGGUUUCUUUACCUUCUGUAUUGUGACAGUCUCUCUAUUUUGUUUUGUGGCUUUUUCUCUUUACUCUUAAGUUGAUUAAAAAUUUUCAUCAUAACUUUAGGCGGCUCAUGUUAACUUUUUAAUGCCAUGUCCAUGGCUACUAAAUGCUUCUGCUUUUGGCCUCUAAGCUUGUUCAACCCAGGGUAUGAUUACCUCAACACCAGGAGUUCCCUCAAGUUACUGUUUUAUAACAGAAGUUACACCAAGUGUCUGAAAGACUUAAAAACUCUUCCUGUUGCUUGGAGCCAGUGAGCAGCUGCAAGCCAUAGCUUAGAUAGCAUUAAAGAAAUGCUCCCUUCCUCUUGGUCCUGGACUGAUUUAAGUAAUUCUCUAACUAAAUAAAUCGAUGGAACUGUCACUGUCAGGAACUCGGAGAAUGCCAAGAAAGAGGCAGAACAGAGCUAGAAAGAGAAAUGUAGACAAAAGUAAUUAAUACAGUGCAGCAAUGAAAUAGACACGCUGCCCCCUUCCCCACCAACAAUACCAGUGGAAGGGAAUCUAAUAGACAGUUGCAUCUGACAGAAUCGUCCCAGUGCUGAAAUGACUUGGACAAAAAACCAUCAAAUGCAGUGGUUUGUUCAAAGCUCUCUGUGUACUCUAUGGCAGCAGUUCUCAAACUGGAGGUUGGGAUUGCCUAAAAAUCUUUCUAUUUACUGUGCUGUGAAGACCAAAUAAGGCUGGCAGGGAAGUGCGUUUGUGUGUGUUAAACUCAAGUCUUAGUUCUAUUCAAGCUUUGGAAAUAUUUUUACUGGUGUAUGUCUGUGCCCUCCAUAUAAUUUAGCUUAUUGUAAACAGAUGCUGGCCACCUUACUUAAAACUACUUUGCACAGGGAUAUUUGUUUAAAUGUUGCAUUGCAUUUGUAUGUCUUUCUCUUUAAAUUUCAUCCCUUUUGGUUUACUAGUGACUCUGUAAAAACAUUAGCGUUUUCUUAUAUGAAGGGAAUUUUUCAACUAAAUCUGUGUAAUUCAUCUUUGCAAGGUUUCCUUGUAACUUCACCCAUGUCAGAUAAGGAUUUAGAGAGAACUUUAAAGUCCUUCUUUCCACCCAUGCCAUAUCUGUGGCUGACUCCAGAACUCCAUGUAUGUAGUACAGUUGCAGCCAUGUUGGUCCCAGGAUAUUAGAUAGACAAGGUGGUGAGGUAAUAUCCUGUAUGGACUGACUUCUGCUGAUGAGAGAGAGAAGCAUUUGAGCCACACAGACCUUCAUGUAACUUGAAAGCUUCUGGUCCAAUAAAAGACACUCUCUCUCUCUCACCUUGUCUCUCUAGAAUUCCAGGUAAUUCUGUUGCUCCCAAUUAACAAACUUAAUCUAAUUCACACAGUUCAUCACUGCAUGCUGUCGUAACCUAUAGAUUGCAAUACUGAGCUUCAUGCAGCAAGUAAUACACGCUGGUUUAAAUGACAGUAGCCAUUGCAGACUUCAUUCAGCUCUUUCUUACUGUUUAAUGUCAACGUGUAAGCCACUCUACAGUGAUUAAGGGAAGUCUUUUAUGUUUUAAAGGGAAAAAAUCAUUCAAUACAAUGUGCUGUAUUUAUUGCACAAAAGUUCAAUGUACGUUAUAAAGAGUUCAAUAAAAGCUACUUGAGUGAC
Molecule: messenger RNA, 5410 nt
Organism: Gopherus evgoodei (Goodes thornscrub tortoise)
Lineage: Eukaryota; Metazoa; Chordata; Testudines; Testudinidae
Product: cystathionine beta-synthase-like
Exons: 18
Coding region: 181-1866 (561 amino acids)
Cellular component (GO): cytoplasm
Molecular function (GO): cystathionine beta-synthase activity; cysteine synthase activity
Source: RefSeq, a predicted model, not a curated record